AUGACGGUUCACACAUGGCUUGAAAGCGAGUGGGGAGUGACGGCAGCAGCUGUGGGUGCUGCACAGGAAUGUGGGUUUGCUGCUGCCAGGACCAGCUCCUGCCCUCGGUGCACAGCUGCGUGUGAGCACAUAGCAGAAGCCACCUGUCCAGAUCAGACCUCUCCAAACUUACUGCACAGAGAGGAAAGAAAAGUGAUUGUCACCAUUGUAACUUUUGCUUCAUUCUGGACACAGUUUCAGAGCAGGAGUGCUGUCACAUCUCAAGAAUCUGAAGCCAAACCACUGACCUUCACAUUUGUGCCAUCCAUUGGACAACUUCCCACUCAUUUUGAGGUUGUAGAUGUCUCUAAGUUCCUUGUGACAAUUCCAGAGGAGCCAAAAGAUCUGAGCAAUCAAGAAAUUAUAAAUAAGGCUAAGGUAGUCUCUGAUGAGCUGUCCUUAAACAGCGGAGUCCGGCAAGACUGUGUGCCUGCCAUCUCUCCAGAGAGCACCCAAACUGUUUUCCAGCCCCUGGUAUCUAACUCAAGCAAGGAAGAAAUGCAGGAGAAUGAUCUUUUUAAGGCUGAGUUUAUCCUGAUUACGGACUCUGGUGAUGAAGAUGAAGCAGGUGCUGCCUCUAUCAAUGCCCAGCGGCCCUCCAAUGGCUAUGGGCCCAUCAGUGCCCAGCUGCUGGCUACAUCCCAUGUCCCCCCUGGCAUGGAGUCAAGGAAACCUCCCAGCGAUGGGCAUCUUCCAAGUGCUACACUUUCCCACAGCACUGCUGAUCAGCAAAACCAGCAGUUAAUUUCUACUCUUUCCACCUCUGAUCAUCUUUCCUCUAAAUCACCUGCUGUCCACUUAAUUUCUCCAACUAAUCUGAAAGUAGCGUGUGGUGCCAUGGUUAACCUGAAUCAAGCCUCUUCGCUGGAAGAUUCCCAUAACAACUGGCAGUCAGCAGCUGGGUCUUCUAAGCAAGAUUCGUCUCUCUACUUUCAGUCUGCUUUCCACAGUUCAGCCCCCUCCAUGUCUAAAAUAUCCUGCUCUGCAUCAAAUCGUUGUUACUCCAGCCCUCAACUGUAUGAUAACAUGCAAACACCAUGUGCCCAUAUCCCUGGCUGUGUUUGUAAGACGGGAAGCUUCACUAGAUCUUCCGUUCCAGGAAGGAGUCCGUGUGUUUCCCCCAGUCUUCCACGUUCAGCUGAAAUUCAAGUAUCAUCAGGCCAACCUUCAUUUUCCUGUUCUUCCAAAAGACUGAAUGCUUUAUCUCCCCUCCCUGUACAUGUAAUAACACAUUCAUUAUCUCCUAGCCCUAAACCUUUGUCUCCACCCUCUCUUUAUGGCUCAUCUUCGACUAUAUGUAGUAUAAAUGAGCCUUGUACACAAACAUCAUCUAAAGGAAAUUUAGCAAGGUCAGGAGUUAGAUCCCCUCUGCCAACCAGACUAACUCUCUUGACUGCUAUUUUGAGAUCAGGCUCUUCUCAACGAAGACCUCGUUCCCCUGCUUCUUGCCCCACGUUUUCUCCUUCCUCCCUUUGUUCCUCAACACUUGCAAUAGAUCAAAAGUUCAAAACAACUCCCCCAACCCCCAGAAAGUCUGUUUCAAGCCCUCCUAUUAGACCGGACUCACCCAGAAAAGAGGAAUAUUGGCCUCCAGGAUGUGCUCAGAGCAUGUCUUUACACUCCAAGCCUUGUCCUGCUCCUCCAGUGAGGUCUCUUUCUCCUAAAAUGCACCUUCCAGGACAAACACUCUCUCCAGCCUCCCAAAGUCCCCUCUCAUCCCCCAUCCCUUCCCACAGAAAAUCAGUUGCCUCUACAGGCUGGCAGGCCACACUCCCUGCUCCAGCAGUGCCACCAUGUGCCCCAGCACACCCUUCCCUUGCACACCCAGCCUCUCCUCCCCCUGAAGGCCUGUGUUAUCUUGCCUCCAGGACCCAAGCACCUCAGAGAUCUCAGAGGGUGCACACUUACUCACCUACCUUUACCUGUCAGUCAUUUAGUUUGCUUUCUUCUACUAGACAUGGUGGCAAAGUCCUCCCCACCACAGAAAAGCAGUCGUCUCUCUCCCCACUUCUUUCAAAUUCAGCUUCUACACUGAACUCAUAUUCAUGCCAAAAGUAUACUCAGGAGCCCAGUGCUUCCUCUCCAGCCCAUUCAAAUCUCUCAAAUCAGUGGUCUCUCUCACGUCCUGAUUCUACUUCACCAGUUCCCCAAACUCAUAAUAUUAAUUCGCACCCACCACAGCUUCAUCCUUCACUGAUGCACAAAAACUAUAGGCCCAACUCCCACUCUCCAAGACCUCAGCAACCUGCCACCUCACCGGUCUUAAAAUGUAGACCUCCUGUCUCAGACAAGUCACUACGCACACUGCCUUCAAGAUCCCAGGAGCUGUCUUCACUACAAUCUUUUUCCCCGCCUCCUGACCAUGAAAACAUCAAACCCAAGCAAUACAAGAUCAAGACAAGCUACAAGGCAUUUGCAGCAAUCCCUACAAACACAUUACUUAUGGAACAGAAGGCAUUAGAAGAGCCAACCAAGGCUGCUGGUGUGACUGAAGGCACUAGUUUGGACACCCACUCAGAGAUGUGCUCCCCUGCCCAGCUCAGACAACAAACAGAAGAGCUGUGUGCGGUCAUCGAUCAAGUCCUGCAGGACCCAUUGACCAUGCGCCGAUGUGAAUCUUCUCCGAGUUUCCUGCAGAUGAACACAGAGUCAGAUGUUGGCAAGGUGUCGGCAACAUUGCAGAGAGCAGCUGGACGUGAAACCAGAUAUGCUAACCUUUACAAAUCAACACCUGUGGUAGCGGAGAGUCAGAUGACCAAACCUGGUGUCAUUCGUCCUGUGCUAGUGAAAGGGAAGAGUGCACAGCAACAGGAAGAGUUCUAUCAACCCAACCCUUUUAAAAAGUACCUAGAAGAGAUCAGUGAUCAAGAUACUGAGCAGCAGCCCAGUCAUCCUAUAGUGCCUAUUCCAGAAAAUGAAACACUCAGCUCUAAGGAGGUCACCAAUGAAAGAGGUUCUGUUUAGCUGUAAUGCCUCAAAUUAGGAUUGAGAGAUAAAACCACAGAGGAUUUUGGGCCUUUUUCUCUGCUGAGAAGGAAUCCACACUACAUGUGUUAUCUAAAGCACCAUUAAAAGAAAAAUAUAUAUAAAGCUUCCAGUAUGCUAAUUGCUAAUAUUCUUUUGAAAGAUAAUUCUAUGUACUAGAUGUACUGUGUACUACAGUUAACCCCUGAGAUACGCAUACAAAUGUGCCAUAUUUAUAUGCCACUUCUUGAAGUGCUUUCCAGUUUAAAAGAUGCCUAAAAUAACACAGCAUAUUUUAUUUAGAAAUAAUAUGAAUGUCGAAGUUCAAUAAAGGUGUAUUUUUGUUGCAAAGCA
Coturnix japonica (Japanese quail) is the source of this 3357-nucleotide messenger RNA. The record is from RefSeq and is a predicted model, not a curated record. NCBI's taxonomy places the organism in Eukaryota, Metazoa, Chordata, Aves, Galliformes, Phasianidae.